UUUUUGGAGGUCCGGACGCGUUUGUUGUUGAGGUAGACGCUUCCGGUGCAGAGGUGGGAGGUCAGGAGAGGCAGCCUGACUGCCUGGGAUGGUGCCGAGUGAGGGAACUGUGUCUGAGGUUGGGGCCACGGGCGAGCCGAAGCCUGCGCAGCAAUGAAAGUGGGAGCGCUGGCCGGACGGGGCUGGGCCACUAGGAGUUUGGUGCAGCAGCGGCCUGAAUGUGAAGGCGACCUAAUGCAGAAGUGACGCCGAAUCGGAAGAUGUGAAAAUGGAAGGGAUCCUGUACAAGUGGACCAAUUAUUUAACGGGUUGGCAGCCUCGUUGGUUCAUACUGGAUAAUGGCAUACUUUCCUAUUAUGAUUCUCAGGAUGAUGUUAACAAAGGCAGCAAAGGAAGUAUCAAAAUGGCUGUAUGCGAAAUUAAAGUACAUCCAACAGACAGCACACGAAUGGAGCUGAUUAUUCCUGGAGAGCAGCAUUUCUAUGUGAAAUCAGUCAAUGCUGCUGAAAGGCAGAGAUGGUUGGUGGCACUGGGGAGUUCAAAAGCAUGUCUGACAGAUACCAGGACUAAAAAGGAAAAAGAAAUCAGUGAAACUAAUGAGUCUCUCAAAACUAAGAUGUCAGAACUUCGGUUGUACUGUGACUUAUUGAUGCAGCAAGUUCAUACAAUACAAGAGUCUGUCAAUCAAGACCAGCCAAGUUUCUCAUCCUCUGCUGAGAACAUGAAUGAAGCCUCAUCCUUGCUCAGUGCCACUUGCAAUACCUUCAUUACAACUCUUGAUGAGUGUAUGAAAAUAGCCAAUGCCAAGUUUAAGCCAGAAAUGUUCCAGUUUUCUCUCACUGAUCCACUUGUCUCUCCUGUAUCACCUUCACCUGUUCAGAUGGUUCGGAUGAAACGAUCGAUUAGUCAUCCUGGUACCAUUCUUUAUGAUGGGAAGCUGAACACUAAUCACCAAAAGGAAGUGAUUAUUGUGACACCGCAUGGGGAAGAACACAGGAGAAUAUGGGCAUAUGCAGCUGCUGAAUCAUACAACGAUAGUGCUCUGGAACAUGCAGAAAAGGCUGCUCCGAUUCCUUGCAAUUCCUUACUGACUGCAAAUGGUGAAUUCCCUCCAAUGGCCAUCCCAGAAGAAAAUAAUGCAAACUCAAGGAAUAAAUUCUCUGAGACAGAAAGUCCUUUUGUUGCACUUUCAAGUUGAAAACCUGAAUUAACAAGGAUUGAGAAAAUGGUCACUCCACUAAUAUUGCUAUGCAGUUACUGCUGGCAUUUAGAAAUUCCAAUAAAGUGAAGUGGAUCUGUAAUUUCCCAGUUAAAUGACUUUCUCUGCACUUUAUUACAUAAAAUCAGAAAACUUGACUAGCUUACCUAAUCUUAUAUAUUUUCAGCAAAUUGCAACUGUAUUUUCUACACUAUAUUGUGGAAUGUGUUGUUUUUUGAUGGUCUGGUCUAGAGCUUGUCCAUACAUAGCAAGGUGUCAUUAAAAGUUAGUUGCAACAGUGAAACUUGAUUGCAAAAAUAAGGAUGUAGCAUGUGACUGAACACAGCAGUGAUAGAGGUGUAUACUUCUGUGACUGUUGCCAGGACAGAUUUGAUACCAUGAAUUGAAUCCUUGGGGUUGUACAUGUCCAUUGUUUGCACCUAUCCACCAGGGGGAAUGUGCAUUCUGGAGGAAUUGCUGUUAAAUGUUGAUCUUUGUUUAGACCUUUUAUUUAAUUUUGGUGUUUGUACAUUUUGAAUGGAAUCUUUGUUACGUACGUCAGUGCUGUACACUGUCUUAGGAUGAGGUUUGGAUUUUGCUUCAUCUUUUCUAGUAGCAGCCAAUUAGUACUGGUUAUACCAGAACUCAAAUACUUGUAGAAACAGCUUCUGGAACACACCAUGGUUUAAACGAAUGUGUUCUGCACUAUUAUAAAAUCUUUUGUAAAAGAGACACGAGUAAAUUCUUCCCGAUUUGAAGUGUAUGCAAUUUAAUGGAGAUGGUGAACAUAGUGUAUUUUAUAUCCAAUAAAAAUAGAUUAGUGAAAGAUAGUGGAGACCCAGAAAUAAAUUGUUGCUAGCAAAAACAUAGAUAUAAUCUUUAUAUGGUCAUCUCCAACUGAGGUAAAUGGUAGAGCUUUUAUUUGAAAUUAACGUACUUAGGAUAACGUAUUUAUCUGAGAUGGAAGGUAAAGUGUUAUUUUCCAGUGGUCAAAAGGAGUUAUAAUUCAUAACUAUUUUCCUUCUAACUGCUUCCUUCCCUUAACCAGUUGUUUCCUGCCAAUUUGCAGAGAUUUAACUGGUUGUGCAAAUAAAAGCUUUCAAAGUUCUUGGGUUUCUUUAUUUGUUACGCCUUUUUUAAGCGGAGAGGACUUAGAUAUUUCGAAAGAGUGAAAUGUAACUCUCUCCAAAAUGUCUAGACUAAGUGCAUUUAAAUUAGAAGAAAAUGUAGUUUAAGAGGGUAUUUUGACUAAAUUUCUCCAAGAAUGGAUUUUUAAAAAAAAAUUUUAGGACGCCAGUUCAUCUACCAAGCAGUUAGCCAAAAAAUAUUUUUUUAGUUUAUGAAACCUCUUCUGUCUGUUACUUCAGUUGCUUUAUAUAUACCGAUCAGUUUUGUUUAAUAGUAUAGUUUAUUCUGCACAUCUGUCUCCUCUGAUAUGAAAAAUGCCAUUACAAAAGAGAGGGGAGAAAUUACUUAUUUUAGCAAAUGUGAGGAAAAAAUUGUGUACAUAUUCUUUGUUCUGCUGCAUAUUAAACUAAAGUUCAGAUUAAUAGCACUCUAGUCUUUUGAAAUCACGUCUUUCCUCCUUGCCAUAGGUUUAAAUUAUCAAAGUAUUUGAAGCUCUGAUGUGUAUAUUUUACCUAAUGAUUGACAACCAAUUUGAAUAAAAUAACCUUAUGAGCAAUAUGUAAAAACUCCAUUUCAAGCAUGUUAGCACUAUCUAAGAGUAACAUAUCAUUGAUGCCAUAACUCUUUGUGCAAAGUAGAGCACUUUAAUCUCCAAAACCCUGUAGCAAAGUCCAGAAAUUGCCUAAUCUUGGUUCAUUAACCAACUCCAGCUUUUAAAGGUCAAGAAAGUAUUAAGCAAGUAAAAAUAUUAGCUUUACAUGUAUCAAUAAACAAUGGAGCUGAUAGAAUCAACUGGUUCGAUAUGGAUGUAAAUUGUUAACCAUGCCAUCAUUUUGUGCUGUGUAUGUUUUUUCAUGAAUAUUAAAUGCUGUGAAUAUUAAGAGUUUGCAUGCAAAAUUCUAUUGUUAAAGGAACAAAAUUUUAUAUCCAGUAUCUUUGCAAAGACAUCAAUUUGGGUAUUUAUGCAUAAAAUACAUGAUUUUGCAGAUUUGCCAAUAAUUUAGUGACUUUAUUCAGUGAAAAACUGAGUCUCAUGUCAAGAUCUCUGUCUUGUGUUAAGUUAACUGGUCUCCUGCUGAAGCAACAAAUUAGGGCAAUACAAUUGAGCUUGGUAUCCUGAGUUGCAGAAGGGGAAAAUUAAUCAGUAUGUCAAUUAUCAACUGCUACGACCUUGCCUCUCCUGUUAGCAGACAUAGGAAAUGUGGGUGAAGAUGGAAUCCAGCUCAAUUCUGAUACCUCUCUCCCACUGCCCAACUCAUUUUUUUCCCCAAAUCUCAUGGUUAAAUAGCCUGUUAGUAUUGAUUGUUUUAGCUCAUGUGUAAAUAAUGGCCGCUUGGACAAGGUAUUUGAUUGAACCCAAAGCUCAUCAUCAGAAAGGGAGGGAAGAAAGUGGAUGAGGAAGAAAGUUCACAUUUAUUUGCAUCUUAAAAGAUGUAGCCCUAAGUUUUAUUAGUGACAUUUUCCACUAUUAAAACUUAGAAUACUAGAAAAAUUACCACACGUUUUGAAUCUUGAUGCUUUUCAGUAAUAUAGUUUAACAGUUUAAAGUUCAAUACAUAGAUUUGAAGGUAAGAGAACUUCAAAAGGAAAGAUUUGUGUAAUACACUAUAGAGUAGGCAUUUUGAAGUGUUAUAAUCCUAAUAACUGGGUAAUGCUGAGCCAUUAAGAUCUCAACAUGGUUGAUUUUUUGAUGUUAACGUGUACAAUUUUAAUUUUGCCUAAAGUGAAUGUAAAAUAGCUUUCAGGAGACGGAGAAUAAUUUUGCCAUGUCAGUGUAACCAUUAGGAUGUGCUGGUCCAGCAUGACAUGGUUUUAAUUGCUGAUCACUAUCUGCUAUUUUCAGUGACACUUCUUCAUAUAAAGAAAUUAAACUUUUAUGAAAAUACUUUUGAUCAAACUUGAAAUUUCAUUUGCAUUGAGAAAAUCAGGAGGGAAAACACAUCCUUUUCAGGGAGGAAUACUCAAAGUUGUUGCUCUGCUGAGUGGAGGUGAUUGAAUAUUACAAAACUCUACUGUAAUAUAUUCAUAUAUCUGUUGUGACAAUCAAUUAUGCUAAUUGUAAUUAAUCAACAGAUUAGAUCUUUUACAUGUUAAUAGAAUUUGAAGAGAAUUAACAGGAAGGAUAGUGACAUUAAAUGCUAUUAUAGUAUGAACUAAAUUUGACUCUAAUGUUUAUUUAAAGCUAGAUGACUUAUGUGGGGGAGGGUAAUAUUAGUAUACUGAUUUGCUAGUCACCUUUUCGGUAAUAUUGAUAAGACAGUGGUGAGAUUUAUAUAAUCGAAAUAAAUAUUUCAAUUCUCAUUAACAAUUGAGCUUCUUUGUAGAAUCUUAUAAAAUAAUUUGCUAAUAUUGAUAGAAAUAUUUGUUACUAUCUACACAACAAAAUAUUGAAUCCCGGAUUACUGAGCAAGCAAAUAUAGUAGAACAGUUCUAUCAGUAAAGCAUAUAUAGCUAUUGUCUUUCUUAAGAAACUUCUCCAAUAUAGUCACAGCAUCUAUAAAUGAGAAUAUUUGUCUUGAUAAAUUUUUUGCCCAAGCCGCCUAUGUACACCUUCCAAAACAACUCAUCAUAUUGACUAAAUGUAAUCAAUUACCGGCACAAAUGGCAUACUUUUACCUCUUACAUCAACAUGUAAUUUGUAAUUAUUUUAAACAGUUUAGGAAAUUUUCCUUCACCAACUCUUGAGGAUAUACCAGUGCCAAAUUCCACCUCUAUAAUUUGCUAAGCCAAAUUUGACCCUCCAUUUUUGAAGAGUGCCGUUCCAGACCGCAUUCAAAUUUUGCAUAUAUAUUGAAACCAUGCAUAGAUAUAAUAUUUAACUAGACUGUAAAACAGAUCUUAAGUGCAUUUAAAUUCCUUUAGUCCCCAUGCUGACUUAAAGGAUGGGAUACUGAGGAUACAUUGUGAGAGAUAAGAUGAUCCUGUUCUUCAACUCAACACUGAAAUUUUGAUAUUUAGGAAAUCAGUAUAUUCAACUAUAGCAAUAACAGGAAACAAAAGAUUAAAACAUGAAAACAUUUUGGUGUCUCUAAACUAUUUUCUGAAGUCUGAGAAAAUACUGGAUAGUUAUUUUUAAGAUUGUCACAAACAUUUAAGUAUUACUCUUUAAUGUAUUCCUGUUUUGAUUCAAGUCCAUUAAUUGUUACAACCAAAAAUCUGUGAAUCUUUUGUUGAAAGAAGGCAUCUGACUAUCUUACAACAGAAUGCAGAACGGCUUAAAAGUACUUUAAAUUGAGAAAUUUAUAUCAUGUUAAGUGGUUACCUUUAAACACUGCAGCUCCAUUCAGUGACCAAUUGAGACCUGUGCCAACAAGCCAAUGCUUUUAAUUUUCAGAAGUACUAAAAAAAGUAUCAGAUGUAGGUGUUAAAGAUGAGGUACCUACUUGUAGGAUUGUAACUUUUCAAGUUUGGAUAUAUGAUGCAUUGUUCAAUUGUAAUUAACUUUUUUUGUAGUUCUAAUUUCUUUCUAAAUAAAAUCAAGCAAAUUCUGCUUUGUUUAACCAAUUGGACCAAAAACUACAUUCAGGUGUAUUAGUUUUUAUAACUAAAGAAAAUAUAACUGGGUUAUAUGUAUAGACACUGAGGGAAUACUUUAACAUGAGAUUCUUUGUAUACUUUAUUGAAAGUUUUAAUUGUCCACAACACUGAAAACAUGAUCUUGUAAGAAUAAAAACUUGCUAUUGCUA
Molecule: messenger RNA, 6012 nt
Organism: Carcharodon carcharias (great white shark)
Lineage: Eukaryota; Metazoa; Chordata; Chondrichthyes; Lamniformes; Lamnidae
Gene: plekha3
Product: pleckstrin homology domain containing, family A (phosphoinositide binding specific) member 3
Exons: 8
Coding region: 269-1198 (309 amino acids)
Biological process (GO): retrograde transport, endosome to Golgi; receptor recycling; endosome organization
Cellular component (GO): recycling endosome; early endosome; trans-Golgi network
Source: RefSeq, a predicted model, not a curated record